This is a messenger RNA of Zingiber officinale, 1902 nucleotides long. Its product is annotated as catalase isozyme 2. Bases 143 to 1621 code for a protein of 492 amino acids. Gene Ontology annotation, biological process: hydrogen peroxide catabolic process; response to hydrogen peroxide. The transcript is spliced from 8 exons. NCBI's taxonomy places the organism in Eukaryota, Viridiplantae, Streptophyta, Magnoliopsida, Zingiberales, Zingiberaceae. Gene Ontology annotation, cellular component: peroxisome; cytoplasm; plasma membrane. Gene Ontology annotation, molecular function: heme binding; catalase activity. The record is from RefSeq and is a predicted model, not a curated record.
CAUAAAUAAAGCCGCGCUCCCUUCCUUAGCUGCCAUUUAUUAAACUCCCUCGUAGAGGACGGAAACCCUCGCGUGCAAGUCGCAGCGAUCGCCCCCUCAUCGCGAGAUCGAGCGUGCCCUCCUCACCACACCAGGCGCGGCCAUGGAUCCGUACAAGCACCGCCCGUCGAGCCACUUCAACUCCCCCUUCUGGACAACCAACGCUGGGGCUCCUGUUUGGAACAAUAACUCUUCACUCACUGUCGGAAUCCGCGGUCCUAUCCUCCUUGAGGAUUAUCAUCUAGUUGAAAAAAUUGCACAGUUUGAUAGAGAACGCAUUCCAGAAAGAGUAGUUCAUGCCAGAGGAGCUAGUGCAAAAGGAUACUUUGAAGUCACUCAUGAUGUCUCUCAUCUGACCUGUGCUGAUUUCCUCCGUGCACCAGGAGUGCAGACUCCACUCAUCCUGCGUUUUUCAACUGUUAUUCAUGAACGUGGAAGUCCUGAAACCUUGAGAGACCCGAGAGGUUUUGCAGUGAAGUUCUACACAAGAGAGGGCAACUUUGAUAUGGUGGGUAAUAACUUUCCUGUGUUCUUCAUCCGUGAUGGAAUAAAAUUCCCUGACAUGGUCCAUGCUCUCAAGCCAAAUCCAAAGUCACACAUCCAGGAGAACUGGAGGAUUCUUGACUUCUUCUCGCACCACCCAGAGAGCUUGCACAUGUUUACUUUCCUCUUUGAUGAUGUUGGUGUUCCAUUGAACUACAGGCACAUGGAUGGUUCUGGUGUCCAUACAUUUACUCUUGUCAAUGCCCAAGGAAAAUCUACUUAUGUCAAGUUCCACUGGAGACCAACAUGUGGAGUAAAGUGUUUGUUGGAGGAUGAAGCUGUGACUGUGGGAGGAAAUAAUCAUAGCCAUGCAACCCAAGAUCUUUAUGAUUCUAUUGCUUGUGGAAAUUUCCCAGAAUGGAAGCUUUUCAUCCAGACAAUGGAUCCUGAGCAUGAGGAUAGAUUUGACUUUGAUCCACUUGAUGUUACCAAGACAUGGCCAGAGGAUAUCUUUCCUCUACAGCCAGUUGGUCGCAUGGUCUUGAACAAAAACAUUGACAACUUCUUUGCUGAAAAUGAGCAGCUUGCCUUCUGCCCAGCAAUUAUAGUUCCUGGAGUCUAUUAUUCAGAUGAUAAGUUACUUCAGACUAGAAUCUUCUCUUAUUCUGACACCCAGAGGCACCGUCUAGGACCAAACUAUUUGAUGCUCCCAGUAAAUGCCCCAAAGUGUGCUCAUCAUAACAACCACCAUGAAGGAUUUAUGAACUUCAUGCACAGAGAUGAGGAGGUGAAUUACUUCCCUUCCAGGUAUGAUCCUGUUCGACAUGCAGAGAGGUUCCCUAUUCCAUCCAGUGCUGUUACAGGAAGGCGUGAGAAAGCAGUGAUCACCAAGGAAAACAACUUUAAGCAACCUGGGGAAAGAUAUCGCUCUUGGGCUCCUGACCGACAAGACCGUUUUAUCCGCAGAUGGGUUGAGGCACUGUCUGAUGCUAGGGUGACCCAUGAAAUACGCGGCAUAUGGAUUUCCUACUUGUCUCAGUGUGACAAGUCUCUUGGUCAGAAAAUUGCUUCUCGUCUUAAUGUUAAACCGAGCAUGUAAGGUGGGGAAGGGAACUUCUUUAUGAUCAAGAAUGAAUUUGAAGUAAUGAGCUGCAGUGGUGCACAGUUGAAAAUGUCGCUUCUCAAUAGCAGCAUUUUAAGUACAUCUUUGUUGAGCUACUACAGUUCUGGAAUAAUAUCCUGUAAUGUUGUCGUGUGCCAGAUACUUUUAUGACUAUUCUGUUAUAAUAAUGUAAUGAGACUUGCAUCUGACAUAUCCAUUGCGGAUGUAUCAUGUAUCGCAAUAUUAAAAUGUCAAUGUUCUUAGACUUUCGCAAUCUA